AUGCUGGCUGCUGUCAGAGGGUUAGCGGACCCGGCUGCAGCGCAGAGGGACCGGAGUUCCCGGAGUUGUGAGCUACAGCCCAGGGUACGAAAUUCCUGGGUGCCAACCUGCCUAUGGCAACCUAGAAUUCUCCAGGGCAGGCUCGCAAAAUCUUCACCUACUCUCUGGGACAGUACUUUGCAAGAACAGAAGGGGGAAUUACGAAAACGUCUCUCGUACACUACCCAUAAGCUGGAAAUGCUUGAAACGGAAUUUGAUUCUACACGUCAGUAUCUUGAAAUAGAAUUGAGACGUGCUCAGGAGGAACUUGAAAAAGUAACUGAAAAGCUGAGAAGGAUACAAAACAAUUACCUAGCCUUACAAAGAAUUAAUCAGGAUCUGGAGGAUAAACUUUACAGAAUGGGUCAACAUUAUGAAGAGGAAAAACGGGCUUUGAGCCAUGAAAUAAUUGCACUCAAUAAUCACUUAAUAGAGGCCAAGGUGACAAUAGAUAAGUUGUCAGAAGACAAUGAGCUCUAUAGGAAGGACUGCAAUUUAGCUGCUCAGUUGCUCCAGUGCAGCAAGAAUUACGACAGGGCACAUAAGCUUUCUGAGCUGCCAUCUGACUUUCAGGAAAGAGUCAUGCUGGAAAAACCAGAUCCAAACAGCUUGUCUUCACACUUGUCAAGCCCAUCUACAAGAGAUCUCAAUUUUCAGGACUCUGCUGGAAAACCCGGGCAAAGACCUCAGUACAAGUCAGACAUUUACUGCAGUGACACCGCCCUUUACUGCCCUGAGGAGAGGAGGAGAGAGAGGAGGCAGAGUGUGGACACUCAAGUGAAAGACGUGGGGUUCCUGCGGUCCCAGAACUCCACAGACAGCACUGUUGAAGAAGACGGUUUCCAUUCCAGCUUCUCUCAUGAAGCCUUCCCAGAAUACAUUACUUCUCUGCCAACCUCCAGCUCCUAUUCCAGCUUCAGCGUCACAUCUGAGGAGAAGGAGAACGCCCAAGCCAACACUCUGACAGCCUCUCAGCAAGCGAUCUACAUGAGCAAUCGAGAUGAACUGUUUGAAAGAAAGUCACCUGCAGGUUAUGAGCAUCAGGGAAGUCCUAGGUUUGCCAAGUCCAAACCUGCUCAACACAUGGAGCUUGCUGAUGACAACGAGAACUCGCCCACUUUCUCUAGGACUCUGCCUCCUUAUGCAAACGAACCUUUUCAUUUCUCAGCCAUAGCACCACAGCAAGCUUUAGCGAAUCAGAAAAUGAGGAACGAGUGCAGGAGCACCCAGCUUUCAGAAGAAGAUUUGCCUGGGCGAUGGAGGCAAUUGAGCGUGGAGGACAUUGGUGCGUACUCUUACAGGAACACUGACAGGCUGUCGCCCUGUAGUUUUUCAGAGCAGUACUACAGCAGCCCUAUUAAGAAGGGAGACAGUCGAGCAAGCCCAGUCUAUGCUACUUACAAAGCAGACAGCUGCUCAGAGGGAGAUGAUAUCUGCCAAAGCAGACUCGUGGAUUCUUGCUUCCUGAGAACAGACAGUGGCCUGAAUAUUGACAUCAGUACUAGCUGUAAACAGGACAAAUUGCCCACUUACAAAACAAAAGAAUCAAGAGACCAAAAAAAUGAAAGGAUCACUGUCCAGUUAUGCAGUAGCAAAAACAUCGAAAAUAGCCCAGUAUUGAAAAGAGAAUAUGUGGACGUGAGCCCCAACAGCUCAGCAGAGUCCCUCAAUCAGAGUUCAAUGGAGGCUUCUGAAAUCCACCAGUCUUCCAUGGAGCAAGGAAGCCAUUCGGGUAUUCACAGCAAACAGCAGCAGUUUCAACGGACUGGGAGUACUGGGUUGAGCCGGAAGGACAGCCUUACAAAAGCACAAUUAUAUGGAACCCUUCUGAACUAG
Messenger RNA from Chaetura pelagica (chimney swift), 1875 nucleotides. RefSeq names its product brain-enriched guanylate kinase-associated (gene BEGAIN). The coding region runs from base 1 to 1875 and encodes 624 amino acids. The record is from RefSeq and is a predicted model, not a curated record. The transcript is spliced from 8 exons. Gene Ontology annotation, cellular component: synapse. NCBI's taxonomy places the organism in Eukaryota, Metazoa, Chordata, Aves, Apodiformes, Apodidae.